Messenger RNA from Drosophila ananassae, 3307 nucleotides. RefSeq names its product microcephalin. The transcript is spliced from 9 exons. The coding region runs from base 93 to 3167 and encodes 1024 amino acids. The record is from RefSeq and is a predicted model, not a curated record. Gene Ontology annotation, biological process: mitotic cell cycle. Lineage: Eukaryota; Metazoa; Arthropoda; Insecta; Diptera; Drosophilidae.
UUAGGUUUGGUUUUUGUUUUUUGUUGGCGCGUUUUUUGUAGUUUGUUUCCACCACAUUUCCUGUGCAAUAUCGAGGCCAUCAUUGCGGAAGAAUGGACAAGUUCCUCCAGCGCAAUCCCACGUGGAAAACGAAAACCUACGAAGCUGCUGUGGCCACCGCCGCGAAAAAGAAGCCUCUGGUAGGACCGGUAUCACGGUCCCAGGCGUCCCCCGCUCGAAGGCCGUUGCAAGAACAGGCAGAUUCAAACUUUUUGCCACACCAGUUGCCUCCAAAGUCUCUCUCCCAGGGCACGGCAGAUAACCUGCUGAGCAAGGAGCGCCAGAAGCUGCAGCAGCCGCCCGAAGAGAACCGGACCAUCCAGUUGGCCGUUUCCAAGGCCAUUGAACAGCAUCGCUCUGAGUCCAAAGCCACGGAGCAGGAGUCUAAACAGCCGGAGCCACCUGCUAGCUUGUCCACACCUACAAGAAAGGAUCGGCACUGGGCGCGCCUCCAGGAAGAUCUCAACAGUCCCAAUGCAGCACUACGCAUUCGCGCCAUUAGGGCAUUGAAGAGUCCCACGAAAAGUGUCUACGAUAAUUUUGAUGUAUCGCACACCGAGCAGUGCAUUAUCACAGAGGAGGAGCGCAAUCCCAAGGAACCACCCACUCUAACGGAGCUGCUCAAGGAUGUGAUAGUGUACGUGGAAGUACGCACUGGCCAAGACAAUCGUUCCGAGGGAGUAAAGACUAUUAUUGGCAAGAUGGGAGCUCAAAUUAACGAUCGUCUCACCCGCAACACCACCCAUGUUGUCUUCAAAGAUGGUCUCCUCUCGACGUACAAAAAGGCCAGCGAGUGGAAUAUACCAGUUGUUUCGAUCCUCUGGAUUGAGGCAUGCAAGGUGCAGCGCAAGCUAUGUGACCCCGUGAAGUUCCCCAUCAGCAACAUACACAUGUACGAGUAUCCAGAGCUGUUCGGCAAGAUACCGCGCGUUCGUUGCAUGCAACCGGACUCGGAGCUGAGCAAACGACCACGCAAGCAAAAGGGCACACCCACAUCCUCAAAGGACAAUGAGCCAGGAUCAGCUAAUGCAAAGCCCAAAGACCUGCCAAGCACUCCGACCUCAACACCAACCAAUGACAUCAGUCGCUUCUUCAGAGCCUUGACCAAAGCCAAGCAUAAGGUUGAUGCAACUGAGUCGCCGGCCACGAAUCUACUCAACAGGAUAAGCAGUGGCUGUUACACUCCAUUACCUGCAGCUGGCACUACGCCUCGAAAUUCGAAAGGAAUCAAUGGCAGUGGAGACGCUGCAAUGGGCGAACAAAUUGAGGCCCAAAAGAAAUUGUCCUUUGUGCAGACGCCAGGCGAGAAGCCUGCUUCGCGCCCACGACGCAGCACAGUGGAACCUCCUAAAUCGACUCCGCCCGUUCGCACCAAUCGUCGCCGCAGUUGUGCAGCGGAGAUUAGCAGUCACGAACCGAGAAUGACCAGACGACGAAGCUCCCUACAUAUCAAUUCGAGCACCGCAUCAAGUGAAACGCCUGCUCCGCAAAUCGAACCAAGAAUGACGCGUCGGAGGAGCUCCCUACAUUUGGCUGGAAAACUUCCCGAGGAACCGGCGCCCCAACAAACCAUUGAAACCAUUUCCGAGGAGCUGGCUUCCGAGGAGCAAGGCAGAAACUCAAUUGUUAUGGAGAAGAUUCAGAUUACCAACAAAACGGAUUACUUGGAGCAAUCAUUAGACAUAAGCGUGGUUCAAUCGGGGGCCACCCACAAAGUAGAUCGGAGAGGCACACUAUACACAUUGGAAUGGAUGGAUAUUACUGGUCCUCGACGCCUUACCGUGGCCACAUCCAGCUCUGAGCUAAAUGAUGUGCCAGAAGGAAGGCCUUCCCUAAGCACUGUGACAACGCAGACAUCCAACUUCUUGGGGGACACACCUGUAACCCCUCUGUUCAGCUCUACUCGUUUGCCCAACACCAAGUCCACUGGCAAUCGCAGGCGCACCAUCUUCAACAUGGACAUGGAUGUGAUCAAUGAGAGCAUAGAGCGGAUUAACUCGUCACACCGCCUAUCACUGGCCAUGGCCAAUGAAGCUGAGUUGGGAGAGUGCUACCCCAGGGAACGGGCUGUAGCGCCUUCUCAGCCUCAGCCAGAGGAAUCAACACCGAAGGAGCCCAAGAGACGUCGUCUUUUUAAUCCCAAUGACGAGGUAGUCGUUACGCCACAGUUAUCGAGUAGGAAGAGUCGGCUUAGUAUCACGGGCUCGACAGGAUCAGCGCAGAAACGGCGCCGUUCGUUGGCAACGGCACCAAACACCUGUUCAAAUGUUAAUGUAGCAGCCAGUACUGAUAAAGAAACAUCAAACGAAGAAAAGAAAACCACUGGAGAGUCUACCAAUGAGUCCACUGCCGAAAACUUUGUCGACCCAGAAACGGCAAUGGAUGCGAAUGCUACAACGACGAUAGCCGAAGAUGGAUCUGUGAAGCAGAAGGCCAAACGGUCGCGUGUCCGCCAUCUGGUUCACACUAACAUGCAUCAUGAGCAGAUCCAGGUCAUCUACAAGGCCCUGCGCAAAUUGCGCGGCAUGCGUCUGGAUCCCACUGUAACCCAGCGUACAACCCACCUGGUUAGCCUGGAGCCGCGUCGCACCUUGAACCUGCUGCGUGGCCUGAUGCGUGGCGUCUGGAUCGUCAACUACCAGUGGGUGCUGGCUUCAAUGCGGGCCGGCAAGUGGGUGAAUGAGGAGCCAUACGAACUAACCAGGUUCUCACGAGCCAUCGAGAUUUGCAGGACAGAGCGCCAGGCCUUUGGUGUUCACUAUCAGUGUGAGCUGUUCCGCUUCAUGGAACCCUUCUACGUGUCCUCCCUCUGCCAACCUAUCCAGUUUAACAACAUGAAGGAGCUGUUGCUUCUGGGCGGAGCCAAACUGACGGAGAACCGCUUCAAGGCGAAGUACAUCAUUGGGGACAAGCGGCGCGCUGAGGAUGAACGGAUAUAUUUGUCGCCCUACUGGGUGCUGGACAGCAUCACCAACAUGCAGAUUCAGAGGUUUGGGAAGUAUCUGAUGAAAAGCGCAAUUAUAACACCAGCGGGGAUACGGUAUGAAGACCCCAAGCCAGAAUUACUGUUCUCCCAGCCACGAAGAUAUCAUGAUUUUGUCGAUCCACCCCUGGUGAUGGACAAGUAGAUCUGUAACCAAAAUAGUAUCCAUGUUUUUACUCUGUUUUGGAGUUACAUUUUUAGCGUAAAAAUCGUAAAUUAUCCUUUGAGCUUUUCGUAAUUUAAAUCUUUUCAAUGCACAUGUGUAAAUAUAUUUAUUAAACAGAA